AUGCAAAAAGGUGACAGCUACAGCGAGAGUAGAAUAGCAGAUAGAAUAGUUUGCCAAGAACCAACUAAGCAGCUAGGACCUUCAAAGAAAGGAUCAACCAUUAAAGUGCCUAUCACCUUUCAACCUUUGAAAGCUGGUGUUCAAGAACUUGGAAAGUUCAUGAAGCUACGUCUCCAGUAUGCCUCCAAGCCCGUAGCAACCAGACCUCCAGUAAUUUCCAGAGCAACCCAGUCUUCUAAGCCUCUUCUCAAGUCAACUUACUCCUCAUCAUCAUCAUCCUCCACCUCUUCCUCCUUUUCGUCAUCAUCAUCUACCUCUUCCAUUACCUCUAAAACAUCCUCACCUGCCAUCAUCACCGCAUCCACAUCGUCUCCAUCAUUACCGAUCUCCGAGCCACCAUUGUCAUCUCACGAGGAGUCUGAGAUGCUUGUUUCCAAGGAAAGAGAUUCAAGUCCUAGCUUGCCUCAUUGGAUGUUCAGCAUGGGACCAAACAGCGCCCUUGUUAAGAAAGGUGGUUUUACCAGGCAGAUGUCACUUGCGACACCAAGCUCUCAUCCUAUCAAGAAGUUUUUAGCUGGAAUCAGAUCACACUCUUUUAGCGGUGAGUCGGGAAGUGAUGUGUGUCACCAGGACAACCAUGAUGACAAUAUCCCAAGAGAUAGAAGCUCUGGUAGUGAUCCUGGAAUCAGACCUUUACAGAAGAAAGUUCAACUCGAAACGAGCUCAGAAGACACAGGCCUCAGUGUGGAGAGGAUUGUCAAACACAGGUCUCAAGUUUACAUCACACCCUGAUACUUCUUCUUGAUUCCUUUAGUAUUAAAAAGACUUUGCAUCCACUUGGUCUAUAAGCAGAUGUCUAAUUCUCGGAUCAUCUCAAUUUGUUGUAAUUGCUGUUUGGUCUUGAGUACAAUAUGUCUAAUACAUGUACCAACUUUGUCAAAUUUUUAUUGAGUCUAAUUAGCCCAUAUUGUAUUAGACUAUCUGAGGAUUAGUCCUUAUGGUAUUAGACUAUCUGAGGAUUAGUCCUUAUGGUAUUAGACUAUCUGAGGAUUAGUCCAUGUGGUAUUAGACUAUCUGAGGAUUAGCGCAUGUAGUAAAAGACUACAUGUAUGUGAUAACUGCUUGUAGACCAAGUGAAUAUAAACCUACAAUUUUAAAAUUUUUGUUGAGCUUAAGGAGUCACGAUUGGACAACAUUCUCUAAUUAGAUAUUCAGACUGCUUGACAAGAUAUGUAUAACUUUUAGCUGAUGUACAUGUACUUAAUAGUAUACAAAUAAUGCACGUAAGCGCGUGCAUGCAGGGCCAAAUAAUGAACGAUGUGCGAGAAGAGCCAAUGGAUAUACCGCACCAAGGUCCGAAGGACCGAGUGCGGUAUAUCCAUUUGGCGAGUCGAGCACAGAGUUCAUUAUUUAGGUCCUAUAUGCACAGGAAUGCAUACAUUGUUUGUUUUAUACAACCCCCUCCUCUCCCAUGUUACUGAGUUGCCCCGAAUACUAUUAUUUUAUUUAUAUUCUAGAUCAUUCCAGACCUCGUACUAUCCUGCACUUUGACGUCAGAGUGCAGGAUAGUGCAUUUUGGAUGCAAUAGUGCAAUUCGCUGAAUAUCAUGUGAUCCGAUUUGGACCAAUCAGAUUACAGAACAUUCUUGGGAGUUGUAUAAAUUUGGGUAUCUUCCUUGGCUUGACAUUGUCCAGUUGUGAGAAAUGUCAUGAAAAUUUUUUUAGAUCAAUUUCAGUCAUCCCUUGCUUCAUGAAAUGCUGACAAGUCUUCAGUCUUCAAUGCUACAGAAAUUGUAGUAACUGACUGGCUGAGAGCAAUUCUUUGAGAAAAAAAAGUGAUAAACAAGGUGUGUGAUACAGGUUCUGUAUGGUUUACACUAUAGUUACGGAAUCUAUUAUAGUUAUGAUACAUAUCAUCAAGGGCAUUAGUAAGAAUUGGUAUGAAUUAUUAUUGUACAUGUACAUGUACAGUAUCCCCCGAACAGAGUUCGGAGGAUACUAUGGAUUUGGCCUCGUUGCGCCGCCUCCGCGGCAGCAGAGAUUUCCUUGUGCGUGCUCUAUCAGCUGCAUUUCUUCUCCGAUCAUCUUCAAAUUUGGCAUGAAGGUCGAGUAUGGUAUAGCGAAGCCGCCUAUCGAUGUUGGUAUGGGCAGAGACAUCGUUGCCAUGGUAACAAGAGUUUUUGUAGAAAUAGCAGAGAUGUCCUUAUGAGCGCUCUACCAGCUGCAUUUCUUCUCUGAUCAUCUUUGAAUGUGGCAUGAAGGUCCAUUAUGGUAAAGCAAAGCCGCCUAUUGAUUUUGCUGUGGGCAGAGACAUUGUUGCCAUGGUAACCAGAGUUUUUGAGGAAAUGGCAUAGAUGUCCUUGUGAGUGCUCUACCAGCUGCAUUUCUUCUCCGAUCAUCUUCAAAUGUGGUAUGAAGGUCCAUUAACCCCCUCGACGCUUCGCUCGAUAUUUAUGAAGUCUCGCGCAACUUUUGAGACCAAAUUCGCGACCUACGGGUAUAGCAACAUGACUUUAUACGAGACAGGGUCAUGCCGAAAAUGGCUCAUUUUUAUACUUUGUGUACAAAGUCUAUGGGAGAUGAAAUUCAUAAAAGGGUGAUUAUUCUUCAUUCUAAUGGUCUGUUCAACUAAUUUAGGGUUUAAUUUAGUUGUUACAUGGUCUGUAAUAAUUUUCAUUGAAAAAACAAUGAAAAAAAACAAAAGAUGAAAAAAACAAGGAAAUUAGUUUACAAAGAUGACCUCUGGAAAAAAAAAAGGAAAUUUGAAGUGAAAUUGGGUGUUAAAUAUGCAGUUUAUGUUUUUCACGAAUAAAUUUGCAUAUUUUAUUCAUAAUAAAUAAAAAUUAAUGAUUUUCAGAAAUUGUUCUUUGUACUGGCUUGUAGUUUAUGCGGUAAAGAAUGUGCAUGCCGAAUUUCGGCGCGAUCACGCAAAUGGCUGAGAUCAGAAGGGGGGGCCAUGCCCGGCCAUCAUGCCCCCAACGCCUCAGAAUCUAGCAAAGAUAUGAAAAAACAAGGAGUUGUUCCAUGCAGUAAGCUAUGAAAAAGGAGCAAAAAUAUUAAAGCGAAAAGCAAAAUCCCACAAGCGCACAUGACCUUGGGCUUUUGCACCUUCAUAUUUACUGAGCACCAUGAAUUAAAUCGUAUUGUGACGUCACCUCCUAAAGCCGUGCCAUGGUACAUUUUGGAUGGUAUGCCGUGUGUGCAACGGUACGAAUGUUUGACAUUCAGCCUCCCAUUUGCUCGCGUACUACAAGCUAAGUAGGCGUUGUACAAUUGAUAUUAGAUAGAACUAAUGAAUGGACAUCAUUGUGACAGGCUGACUGGUACCUUUGGAACAGUUCUGUUUGGACUUUUUCUAAUUUUUUAAUUAUUAUUCUAAUACCAGAGCAAAAUUAUUUCCUUGUAUAAGACAGUGAUGUGGAUCCUAUAUAAACCAUCCUCAUCUCAAAACCAUGACCAAUCAAUAGUUAUUAACAAUUUUUUCUGUUCACAAAUAUAAAUUACUGGUCACAUGAUGUAUUUCAUCCAGCCAUUUGAUUAGAAUAAAAACAAUACUGUCUCUCCUUUAUUUCAAGCAUGAUGACUAAGUAAGAUUUUUUAUACGCCCGUUCUACGGGACGUAUUAUGGUAACACGAUCGGUGUCCAUCCGUCCUUUCCUUAACUUUUCAGUGUAAACGCGAUAACUUCAGAUUAAAUUAACUUAACCUGGGGUCAUAUAGUUUGGUGUGUAUGAUACUAGCAUGGACCCCAGGAAGCUUAUUGAUUUUGAGGUCAGAAGGUCAAAGGUGAAGUCGCCACCUUCCACUUUUCUUGCUUGACCAAUAACUCCAUUUUCUGCAUUACAGGCAGGCGUAUUAUGUGCUCGCCUAAGCGACACUCUUGUUUAAAGUUAGUUUACAUGUAAGUAAUUUUUUUAAACAGAAUCUUACAUUUCUAAAACCUUCAGUCAUGUGACUUAUGAAUAUUAAUGAGUAUUCAAAUAGCUACCAAUGUACCCAUGUAUAGAGUCCAUCAGAUGACAAUAAAAUUCUUUGAUUUUGAUGUGGAAGAGGUUCAUCGUGGUGAAGGAUUGACUAGAUGUAAUCAAUGUAACAAACGUAGUGGGAAAGCGACGUUUCGUCUGCAACCUUUUUUUUUGUACAUAUAUACGGUAGGUGCAACUUUUUCAACACUCUGCAUGUUUACAGUAGCAAAGCUAUGCUGCAAGCUGCAUUGCCUGACGAAGUCUAGCAGCUUGCAGACGAAACGUCGCUUUCCCACUACGUUUGUUACAUCGUGAGACAACUGGUUAUUUCUUCUACUCAAUUCUUUGAUUUUGUUUGAGAAAUAAAAAAUCAACAUACUAGCAAUUUUUUGAAUUACUAACUGUACAUGUACUUUUUCAACUUUUUUUUUUGUACAUAUAUACGGUAGGUGCAACUUUUUCAACACUCAGCAUGUUUACAAUAGCAAAGCUAUGCUGUUGCCUGGGGAUAAAAUGUGUUAAUGUUUUCGCGCAGCGUUAAAUUCACAGCUGAUCAUUAAUUUGCAGAAAUGACAAUAUACAGUUUGUUAUAAAAUACAAAGUCAAAUAUAUUUUAAGAUGCAUGAACUUACAUGUCCCAUUUUUGUUCCUUUUAACCCUAAAUCUCCCAGGGUAUUUUUCAAUCUUGUCAUUCGGGGGGGGGGGGCCAUUAUGGCCCCCCCCCCUUAAGAUCUCAGCCGCGGAUUGCGCAAUCACAACGAAAAUUUGCAUGAUGGUAGAGAAUGACGUAAUCUACGCAGUUGCAUUGGUAAAUUUCACUGAAUUCAUAUAUUUUUAUUUUAUAUGAAUUAAUUAUGCUAAUUUAUUCAUGAAAUCAUACUUUUUGUUCUGAAUCACUAAAUAAAGCUCCUAGAAUGCUAUUUUUUGGUGAAAAUAUUCUUUAUAGCAUUCCUAACGAUUGUGAAUGAAAAAAAUUCUGGUAGCAAGACCGAGUUCUUAUUAUGUAUUUUAUUGUUUUUUUAAUUUUUUAUGUAUUUCUCUGUUUUUUUUACUUUUUGUUUUUUUAUUGUUUUUUUGAUGGAAAUCGUUCCAGACUUAAUUCUGAUCAUAAACAAGGCAAAAUUAAUUAAGUUUAAGCAGUAAAAGUAGAAAUACUGAUACAUUUAUGAAUUUUGGCUAAAUACACAAUUUGCAUUGGAUUUGUACAUGAAAUCACGUUUAUGAGUAAUUUUGGGUCUGACAUGCACUUACAUAAUGUUGCGUAAUGUCAUAACCGCGUACCCGGGCAUCACAAAUUUGGUCUCAAGUCAGUGAGCGGCGAGGUCAAAAAAUUUUGCGCUGCAGAUAUAUCGCGAAAAUUGUUGAGGGGGGCCAUUAUGGCCCCCCCGGGAGAAUUAGGGUUAAGGAACAUAUCGGUGUACAAGUUUUAAAGGGGAAUCCAGCCUUGGCCAUAAAAUGUUAGAAAGGACAAAUAACUAAAACAGAUUGGUGAAAGUUUGAAAGAAGUCAGACAAGCCAUAAGAAAGUCAUUAGUGCUAUAAAAUCGAGAUGGGACACUGUAGAUUUCAAAUUGGCAACUGGGUUUAUGACAAGGACAUCUUUUCCCAUUGACUUUAAUAAUUAUCAGGUAUUUGUAGUUUUCGCCUAUUAAAAUACAUGUACCCAUCCCCCAGGGGCAGUAAUCUAAAUAAACACUGUCACACAGUCCCAGCUAGUAGGCCUAUAUUGGUUUAUGUCUUCAUGAAAGAAAAAUAUAAUUUGAAGUAAAAUUUGUGAAAAAAAAUACAUUUUAGCUCUUUUAUGUAUCGGAGUACAUGGAAGAGUAGACCUUGCCAUUAUGACAUAACAUACAUGUAUGCGGCCAAUUCGAAGUCUCCAUGGGUAUUGUGAUUACCAAUUUUUACAACUUUUAGAUAUUAAAAACUUUUGUUUGGUUGAUACUGUUCAAACUUUAACCAACUUCUCUGAUUUUUUGUUUUCCUCUAAAAACAAGUUAUUUGGGUUGGAUUCCCCUUUAACAAACUUUAUUUUAUAUUCAGGGAAAGCACCACAGGGGGGGGGGGUAAAUGAGGAGGGGGAUGAAGGAAAAGUAGAGGAUUAGAGGGCUGGGCCAUGCACUUCUAUAAUACCCCAGUCAUGUAAGUGAGACACAAUUACUUAAACAAGGACAAGUCCACCCCAACAAAAAGUUGAUUCGAAAAAAAAAGUGAAAAAUCCAACAAGCAUAACACUGAAAAUUUCAUCAAAAUCGGAUGUAAAAUAAGAGAGUUGUGACAUUUUAAAGUUUCACUUAAUUUCACAAAACAGUUAUAUUCACAUCCUUGUCGGUAUGCAAAUGAUGAGACUGAUGACAUCACUCACUAUUUCUUUUGUAUCUUAUUAUAUGAAAUAUGAAAUGUUCCAAUUUUCUCCGUUGUCGUGUGAAACAACGAUUAAUUCCUCCCUGAACAUGUGUAUCUACAGUGUAGCAUUGUUUAAUACUAUAUGGUUCAAUCAAGUUGGUCCUCAUUGUCAAAUCUGUAAAAAAAUGAAAUAAAUAAUUCAAACAAUAAAAAACGAAAGAAAUAGUGAGUGAGGGGCAUCAUCGACUGUCUCAUUUGCAUGACACUGAGUUGUGCACAUCACUGUUUUUUUUUUUAAGGGAAAAUUUAAAACUUCAUAACUUUCUCAUUUCACAUCCAAUUUUGAUGACAUUUUCAGCAUGCUUGUUUGAUUAUUUCCUAUUUAUUCAAAUCGACAUUUUUCUGGGGUGGACUUGACCUUGAAGGUUGUCUUACCCCCCCCCCCCCAAAAAAAAAAAAAAAAAAAAAAAAACUCAAAAUAUCCUGGCGCUGGCCCUGUUAAUGUUGGGAUUCCUUAUGUGCAAUAUUGUCUCAAAUUUAAUCAACUGUAAUGACUAAUUUGUGCAGUAUGACCUAAAGUAUUUGAAAGAGAAUUAUAUAUCUACCUGAAUGUAUGUGUAUGCUACAGUAUGUAUUUUUGCACUGUACACCUGUAUAAUAAAUAAUGAAACCUGUGCAUAUACGUACAAAGAACAGAUGCAAUAAAUUUCAUUUUCACUAAACAAACAGAUGUUGAUUAUUGAAAAAUGUUCAGCAGUAACAAGAUAUGUUAUGCAACUACAGUAACAGGUUUGGCAAUUAAUCUCUGAAAUACAUGUUUGUUAAUGAUGUUGGUAUUGUAUUUCACAUGUAUGUCAACUCUCUCUUUACUGGUAAAACCCCCCAAAAAAAUUAGAGAUCUUGGAAGUCAAACUGAACAGAAAUUUAACAAGUUAAUUGUGUAAACUCAUGCAGUUCAAUAAAGGAUUCAUUGUUUUUUCAGGUGAUACUAUUUACUAUCGUAUCAUCACCUCAUUUUUCAUACCUUUAAAAAGUGCCUUUCAUCUAUAAACCAUUACUUGAUUUGUUACAAAAAUACCUGUGUCUUGUGGAUGUUACAAAGUACAGGCACGAAAUAAGCGUGAAUAAAAUGAAGAAACAUCAUGUAUACUUGUCAUUCAUAUGUACAAUUAAUUGUGUUCACAGUUGUACAUCAUCUGUUGAGGGUGUUAUGUUUCGGAUAAAUGUAUUGUUAGAUAACUUUUAUGACAUUAUAGGCAUAAUAUAACUGAGCUUGAUCGAGUCAUUGCAGGUUUCUUUAUAGAUUACACAUGUCAUGCACAGCAAUGUAAGUAAAUUCUAGAAAUUCACUGUACAGUUUAAAACUCCCGUUUUAUAGUCGCCUCUACUACUUGCUUCUUCCAGUCUAUAGGCUACGUUUUCAGCCUAGUUUUCAACAACGAACCUAUACCAUGUAUGAGGAGAGUUGUUCACAAGUGACAUCACACAUAUUUGUCGCAUUGCCAAUAGGAGGAUUUCCAUAGCAUAAGUGAUCGCAAUAUUCAAAUGCUCAAAACUUUCUCAUUAUUUGUCUGAUUUUUCUCAAACUUUCGUUGAUCUGUUUCUUUGAUUUGUCCGUUUCACACAAGCUAUCUUGUUCCACUGUUUUUACUCAACUUUGUUAUUUAAAACUACACGUAACUAAACCUCUAAAAAAAAUUUUUGGAAAUCUCGAGUUUGGCCAUUAAUUUCUCCCAACUUUACACAAUGCAUAUGGGUCAAUCCACGUCAAAUCAACCAAUUUUCAGACAAUUUGUCACCCGACCCUCUUCGAUUUUCUUUAAACUCGCUUAAACAUGCUUCUGAAAACAUUGACACGGAUGCUUAACGCCAUUUUUGGUGACCUCGUGUGCAAAAUCUGGUCGACAGGUCCGCGCUGCAGUAUACUCUGCAUGUUUAGACCAAAAAGUUCUUCCAAUUUACUUAAAAUGGAGACUGUAAUCAAUCAAACUUUGCUGCAGUAGUCAAUCAAAAAUAGGCAAUUUUAUUUAAAAUAAUUUCUUUGAGUGCGCAUUGAUUGCUAUGGGAGGCCGUAUCUUAGCAACCAUUUGACCUUGGGGCAAAAUAUUUCAGAUUUUUCCGUCAGACACUUGGGGCAACAUUUGGUGCUAGUUUAAAGAAAAUCGAUGAGUCGGGUGACAAGCAUUGGUUGAUUUGACAUGGAUUGACCCAUAUUUGAUAUCAUUCAAAAGAUCAUUUAAAUUUCUUUAAAAUACCAUGCUUGUUAUGAUCAUGCCAUCACUAAAUGAGCAGGAUUCAAAAGUGUUGGAUGAGGUCUGAAUUGAAAAGCUGCAAAACGAGCAGACAUGAAGGGUCAGUAAAUAAAGAACAUCAUUCUUUUGUCUGUGUCAAUCCAUUCAAAUCAAGCCCCUGCUUCUUCAUUUUUGAUGUUUUGUUGUGGUUUAUGUAGUGAUGGUUCUGUGAGAUAACAUGGUUUGAGUCGUUUGAAAUACCCAUACAUGGUUCUUUGUUGUGUUUGCUUGUGCAGAGGUGUGUUUGAUUCCAUGCUGAUGUUGAUGUUAAGGUGCAUAAAAACAAAACAGACCACUGAGAAACUCACUCAUCCCCACGGAAAAAAAAAGAACAUUGACUUUUAAUAUUGUCAUUUUUCAACUUUUGAAUUGUGACCUGAUCUCACAUUUCAAGGCACUGCACCUCCAUAUUAACCAUAAUCAUAUCAUGUAGCGUAUCAUUUUAAAGAGAAUUAUAUGAUCUAUUCAUUGGUAUCAAUCACACAUUAAUAUUCACUAAGACCGAGGAGGGAUUAUCGAUCAAAGUCAGAUUUCCAAACAUUUUUUAGGAGUUUAUAAACAGUAUAUAUUUGCAUUCAAACUCUGAUAACACUAAAUCCUAGAUAGUCUUAAAAAUAAGAUUUCCUUUUGGAUUAAGUAUUGAAAUAAAAUAUCAUUACUAACGUACAGAGCUUCCAGGUUGAUUUUAUUUCAUUUCCACAUUUCAAUAACAAAAUUACAUACAAGUACAUGUAUAAUCAACAUUUAGAUAACUAUAAGCAAACAUUUUCCAAUAUAAUGAUACAUUACCUUACACACAUAGUAAUUAUACUUGGAAAUUUUUUAUUUCUUUAAAGUAUUGAAACAUGUAUAUUGAACUAAAGAAUAAACAAUAUCAUAAACUGAGAUGUGGGAGACCGCCAGCUUGAAAUUGAUGGAGGUCUCAAUGUUGACAUAUGAGAACAAAAGGCACAAAAUGCACAAUGGAAUGUCAACUAGUCUAUCAUAACACAAAUACCAAAAUGAUUAUCAUUUCUUUGAAAAUCACAAAUUUCUUAUUCACAUAUGUACAUAAAUUAUUUUAGAUAGCAAAAAUCUGUAUGACGGAGUUGGACAUGUUUGUACAUUAUUUCAUUUCCCUUUUAAUAUGGAUGAUCAUUUGUACAGCGUGACCACAAAAAAUGUUAAUUAAUGGCACUUUAGAUGGGUAUAACAUUAAAAUUAUAACAUUGUAUCCUUUA
Messenger RNA from Lytechinus pictus (painted urchin), 9817 nucleotides. RefSeq lists its product as uncharacterized. The record is from RefSeq and is a predicted model, not a curated record. The transcript has 5 exons. Gene Ontology annotation, molecular function: alpha-tubulin binding. Lineage: Eukaryota; Metazoa; Echinodermata; Echinoidea; Temnopleuroida; Toxopneustidae. Bases 1 to 792 code for a protein of 263 amino acids. Gene Ontology annotation, cellular component: TRAPPII protein complex. Gene Ontology annotation, biological process: cilium assembly.